Messenger RNA from Ananas comosus (pineapple), 929 nucleotides. RefSeq names its product early nodulin-like protein 1. NCBI's taxonomy places the organism in Eukaryota, Viridiplantae, Streptophyta, Magnoliopsida, Poales, Bromeliaceae. Gene Ontology annotation, cellular component: plasma membrane. Bases 64 to 792 code for a protein of 242 amino acids. Gene Ontology annotation, molecular function: electron transfer activity. The record is from RefSeq and is a predicted model, not a curated record. The transcript has 3 exons.
CCCCUCCCUCUCUCUCUCUUUCUCUCUCUCUCUCUCUCUCUCUCUCUCUCUCUUCCGCUACCAAUGGAGCCUUCUAGAAGCUGCAGCGUCCCCGCUCUUCUCCUCUCGCUCUUAACCCUAGCGACAUUAAUGGCGUCUCCGAGCGCCUACGUCUUCUACGUCGGCGGGAGAGACGGGUGGGUUCCGAACCCCUCCGAGAGCUACGCCGCCUGGUCCUCCAGAAACCGCUUCCAAGUCAACGACACCCUCGUGUUCAAGUACAACAAAAGCGUGGACUCGGUGUUGGUGGUGGGCGCGGCGGCGUACGGCGCGUGCAACGUGAGCGGCCCGGUUCAGCGGAUGGACACCGGCGACGACGCUUUCCGGCUCGACCGGUCCGGCCCGUUUUACUUCAUCAGCGGUUCAUCGGACCGGUGCGCGAACGGGGAGAAGCUCCUGGUGGUGGUGUUGGCCGUUCGAAACAAACCGCCGCCGCCGUCAACCCCCGCCGCCCCCGUUACGUCCCGCCCGAGCCCCAUCCGUUAUCUCCACCGCCACAACUUCCCAGGAACUCGCCCGCCUGCUCAGCUCCGUCGCCGCCGGUCCCCGCGACGACUCCGACCUCUCCGUCGCAGGGCCGAAUGCGGCGGGACUCCGACCGCGCCGUCCUCCGGCGGCGGAGGGGCUUCUCCUCCGGCGUCGUCUUCUCCGCCCUCGCCGCCCUCCUCCUCCGCUUCCCCUGGUUUGAAAGCAUCUGGGAUCGAGAUUGCAUCCGUGGUCUCGUUGCUUAGUAUGGUAAUCUUUUUGAGCUGAUUUGAUUCCUGCAAUAAUAGAUCCUAGUCUUAUGAGAUUGUUCGUUUUGGUUCGUAUCGGAUUAUGAGAUUACCUGUUUCUUUUCGUUUUGUUUGUGAAUAAAAUGAUGCACAAUAGGAUUGAUUUUUUUUUUUUUU